Molecule: messenger RNA, 1174 nt
Organism: Lottia gigantea (owl limpet)
Lineage: Eukaryota; Metazoa; Mollusca; Gastropoda; Lottiidae
Exons: 4
Coding region: 87-611 (174 amino acids)
Cellular component (GO): membrane
Source: RefSeq, a predicted model, not a curated record
CACCACGUGACCUAGUUUACCUGCAUUUACAAAUCUGUCGGAAUUAUUACAGAUAAUUUUUGUGUUCAUUAUUGUAUCAAUCAACUAUGGCAACCAAAGGAUCAGAACAACCGCCUGAUUAUUCUGCAAGCAACCAGGGAUUCACCCAACCCGGACAAUCUCAAGGUCAACCACAACAGGGGUUCACUCAACCAGGACAACCCUACGGACAGCCCUAUGGACAGCCAUAUGGUCAACCUUACGGACAACAGGGGUAUGGACAACAGGGGUAUGGACAACAACAUUCUAACACAGUGGUGGUCUCCGGUGGUUAUCCAGUUUCUAAUGUCGUAGUAACAUCUCGUCCUAGCGACUACUUGGGUUUCGCCAUUUUCACAUGUAUUUGUUGCUUCUGGCCCACUGGUAUUGCUGCUAUUGUGUUUGCCUGCAGCUCCCAAUCGUCCAGUGAUAGACAGGAUUAUGCAAAAGCUCAAGAAGAAGGAAACCUGGCCAAAAUUUUCUCUAUAAUAAGUUUGGUGAUUGGUAUUAUCUGGAUUAUUGCUGUUAUAAUCUACGUAAUUGUGGUGUUCGUGGUAUUUGCCUCUGCUUUGAGAGGGUAUCAAUACGAUUAACAGAGUUCUAUUCGACGAUGCACAUAAUAAAAAAAAAAACAUUUAAAAUCUAAAAUUGUAAUUCAAGAGCCAAAAUCAUUGUUAUUUGUUGGUUAUAUAUUAUUAAUUUGCAUCCGGGACAGUUCAAAACAUAAACACGACCUUAAUUUAGGUAGUGUUAGUAACAAUGGCGUUGCGAUAUCCUUAGAUUUCCCUUUUUAUACAUGGAAUUUAAAGGGAUACAAAAUUUUAAAUUUUAGAAUCUCGUAUCUUAAAGUUCAUUGGUCAUUGGUCACUUUCUCAAAAUUUUACCGACCGCCCGAUUGUGUAAAAGGGGUAGGGUCCAUUUAGAAGAAAAUUCGUACAAUCGAAUUCAUUUAAGGCAUUUAUUUCAACACACGUCAAAGAUCUUUUACAAAGAAUUUCAAAAAGAAGCUCAGAUUUUGAAAGUAACUUUCCUUUUUACUCUUAUUCUAAUUUAAUAUUUUUUGCUUUCUAACUCUCUCAAAAUGCUUGAAGUUUUAUAUUAUAUUUAAUAUUUUCAAAAUAUGUAUUUUGUUAAUUUAAAAAAUUACUAUAAAUUU